Molecule: messenger RNA, 3853 nt
Organism: Pelobates fuscus (common spadefoot toad)
Lineage: Eukaryota; Metazoa; Chordata; Amphibia; Anura; Pelobatidae
Gene: ZBTB33
Product: zinc finger and BTB domain containing 33
Exons: 2
Coding region: 136-2106 (656 amino acids)
Biological process (GO): regulation of transcription by RNA polymerase II
Cellular component (GO): nucleus
Molecular function (GO): DNA-binding transcription factor activity, RNA polymerase II-specific; protein binding
Source: RefSeq, a predicted model, not a curated record
UCACGCUCGGCCCUCUGCUGCUGGCUGCUCGGCACUGCAGGCGGCGCACGGAGUUCGCGGGAGGAGCUUGCCGUUCGCCGCUUCACUCGUUGUCUGCGGAAACUGAGGCACCGGGUGAGCCCGGGGACACCAGACAUGGAGGCGAAAAAACUGAUAACUGCAACGGAUACCCAGUACUCUGGCAGUCUGCUACAAGCUUUAAAUGACCAGCGUAUGCAGGGACUCUUCUGCGAUGUCACAGUUAUUGUUGAAGACCGCAAAUUUAGAGCUCAUAAAAAUAUUCUUUCUGCAUGUAGUACUUAUUUCCACCAGCUCUUCUCUGUUGCCGGGCAAGUUGUGGAACUAAAUUUUGUCAAAGCUGAUAUAUUUGCAGAGAUACUCAACUAUAUAUACAGUGCAAAAAUUGUCCGUGUCAAAUGUGAAAUGUUGGAAGAGCUAAUUAAAUCGGGAAAGUUAUUGGGUGUCCCUUUUAUAGCAGAUCUUGGAAUCCCAUUGUCUCAAGUUAAGAGCAUCUCUGGUGGCAUUAAAGAUGGCAGCACUGAUUCCCAAUCUAGUUCUGUUUCAAAAGAACAUGAACUGCAAAAAGAAACCGUUAGUUCGUCAGACACCACACCAGAAAAUAAAAGUGCAAAAGACAAGGAAAUGCCAGUAAUUACUGAGGCUUUUUCUUUGUCUUGUGAAGAAUUUAAUGAAAAGAAAAAAGUGCCUGAUUCAAAGGACGAAGAUUCUGAUGAUGACGUUAUUUUCUGUUCAGAGAUAGUGACAGCCAAACCACCCCCUUCAGACAAAAAGGAAGUACCAAGCCAAACACCUCCACCUAAUGAUCAGUCACUAGAUUUAAAGAAAUCCACGUCAACUAGUCAUGUUCAGCUUGUUCAAAACACAAAAUCUUCAAACCAACUUGUUUUGAAAAUGACUUCAUCUCCUCAAAAACUUAAUGUAACUGUUAAUACAAAUGCAAGUACACAGGUUACAAAUGGAUCUGUUGUGCCUUCCAGUGCAGCAAUCAACACUUCCUCUGACGUCACAUCUUCACUUCAAAAGAACCUUCCAAUUUCUGCCAAUGUAGAUGCUCCAAAAUUACUACAAACCGCUAACAUUUUGCCCAAAACUGAACUAGUGGAAGGAAACUGUAUUUCUGCACCUGUUCCUUCUAUUACUCUACAAAAAAAUAUAUCCUUUGAUGGUUCUGGAGUACAAAAGAAACAGGUUGUGACCUUCAGUCAGGAAUCUUCCUCAAAGCCUGGUGAAUUCAAAAUAAAAAUUGCAGAUGUUGGAUCUGGAAGUAACAAGGAAUCUCAUAGGGAACCGGAGUCUAAGCGCAUAAUGGAUGGUAAAAAAAUUAUAACUUUAGACACAACUUCAGAAAUUGAAAGCCUGUCAACUGGCUGUAAAGUGUAUGCAAAUAUUGGAGAAGAUACAUAUGACAUUGUAAUUCCCAUUAAAGAAGACCCUGAUGAAGGGUUUUCCAAAUUUGAUGAAGAAGAUUUUCCAAAUCGGAAACGCAUGAAGGUGAAACAUGAUGACCACUAUGAGCUUAUAGUGGAUGGAAGAGUCUAUUACAUUUGUAUUGUUUGUAAACGUUCAUAUGUGUGUCUUACAAGUUUACGAAGACACUUUAAUGUCCAUUCCUGGGAAAAAAAAUACCCAUGUCGUUACUGUGAGCGUGUCUUUCCCCUUGCAGAAUAUCGCACAAAACACGAGAUUCAUCAUACUGGUGAGAGAAGAUACCAGUGCUUGACUUGCGGCAAUUCUUUUAUCAAUUAUCAGGUUAUGUCUUCUCACAUUAGAUCAGCUCACAGUCUGGAUCCUGCUGGAGAUUCAAAACUUUAUCGACUAAAUCCAUGUAAGACAUUACAGAUCAGACAGUACUCCUAUAUAACUGAUCCUUCUUCUAAUGCUCCCGUAAUCAACGAUGGUGGAAUUGUCUACGAUAUUGACCCUGAUAAACCAGAACCUGCAUCUGAAGAGGACGCCCCUAGUGCAGCACCAAAGCCAAUGAACUGGGAUGAUGUAUUCCUCCAGCAGAGCAAUCAGAAUAUUUUUAAACCAAAUGCUUCCGAUGGCAGUACUGAAUUUGAGUUUGUAAUACCAGAAUCCUAUUAGGUACUUGACAAACUAAACUAUUAUAAAAUAGGAACAUACUUUCAGGUGAACUGCUGUAGGAACAUUUUUUUAUUUUAUUUUUUAUAGUUUGCAGUUCUCGUAUCCCAAUUAUCAUAAGUAGAUUUUUUUUUUCUUCUUCUCCCAAUUCAUAGCUACAUCCAAUACAUAAGUGGAGGGCAUCUUAACAGCAUUUAAAUAAAGGUUAUAGGGAGAAUUUCUAAGAAGCAUUCAGAUAGUUUGUUCUCCAUGUCUUUUUCAAAUAGAAACAAGCCUUUUAACCAAUAAUCCACAUAUUUCAUCAUGUUUGUGACAAUAGGGUGUUCCCUACAUUUAUUGAUUGGAGACACUUGCUUAUCAUUGCUGUACGCUUGCACUUUAAAAGUAACUGGUUUGUAAUUUGAUAACUACUACGUAUUCUUGUUAAUAAUGUAUACUUUUAAAUCUACUCCAUUGUCUGUUUUUUGGGGUUUUUUUUUUUUUUUCCUGUAAACAGGGCAAAAGCGAAUACAUUUAUUUUAUUUUUUUUACUACCACAAGGGUCCAAAUAUGCACGGUCUUAUGGUUUGUUAAUAAUUCUACCAUCUACUGAACUGGUGUACAGCCAUCUAAGAAGCAAGUUAAUUUUUAAUUUGUAAUUAUCAUGUUGACAUGUAAAUGAUGCAGUGAGUAUUCUUAAUUCUGCAGCCAGAUAUGUUUUUUAAUACUAAGUGACCCUAGAACUCUUUCUCAAGCAAAUGAUAUUUUCUUGUUUUACAGUCCAAUAUCGAACAUCCCAAAACAUUAACACAUUUUGUUAAAAGUGGAAUAGUCAGGCUCCCUGUAAUAUUUAAGAACAUCAAAAUUUUAGGAUUGAAGAAAGUAUUACUAUACUUGUAUCUACUUUAAUUGGUUUUGCUUUUAUAAUUUUUUAUUUUCUAAUUGCAUGGUUUCCAGCUGUGUAUGGCUCAAUGCAGCACUCCUUUUCCAUGUACUCACUGAUGUAAAUUCUAAUUGAAAGGUAAAAUAUUCUUAGAAAAAUUGGAUUGUUGUGCUUAGUAUAGUAAUGUAGGUAAGAGUGUUUUAUGCCCUUUUUGAAAUAAUAAGACUUGUUUAAAGGCUAAACUUUGUUUGUGUUGGUCAUAAUGUAAUGCACAAGCAUUCAUAAGAAUAACUGCAGUAAAGCAUAUAUUUGCACUUUUGCAAUGGUUUUUAAUUAGACUGCAAAACUAUAUAACAUUUGGACAUUAUGGGUAGUAUAUAGACUGUGAGGAUAAUAAUUACUAAAAAUGAAAGUGAGAUUAUGGAGUGGGGGGAUGAGUCCUCUGCAAUUGUCAAAACUUAAAUUAAAACCCCAAUUUUUAUUAUUUAGUUAAUAAAACAAUUUUUUUUUAGAUGGAAUAUUUUAUUGUUUUUUUGAGGUGAGAGGGCAAAGGUAUAUUUUCUUCUGUUAGUCCUGGUUGAAAAUCUGAAAUAUUAUUCAAAUGUGAGUAAGGCAGAUUUGCAAUGUUCAACCGAUGCACUGUAAAUGUAGUUUGUAGUUCAUGAAGACAUGUUCAUACUGUCAUUUAGAGAGGCAUUAGCACUGCUUUGGCAGAGAAAAAAAAGAUUGUCUUCAUCUUUCUGGGGAUUUUGGGAAAAUGUGAUCACAAUAAUAUAUUUGGGUAUUUAGAAAAACCUAGAUUUAAACAUACAGUUGUGCAGUUAGUCCCUGGACUAAAAAAAAAACUUUUCUAGGGAAUUCAUUUAACUUCUUCUUUCAUAUUGUCUG